AUGGUUCCUGUAUGGUUGAGGACACAAAUAACCGAUAUCAAGACUGGUCUAUUGUACUACCUGGUAAAAGACAAGGUUGAUCAACUUGUCUCACAUGCCUCCACGGUCGGCGGAUACUUCCUACUCGGCAACGCUUUCAUGCUAAGCCUCUACAUUCACCCGACAAAGGUCAUGUUCCUGAUGCUCCUUUGGAAGCUCUUGAUUGCUUUAAUGACCCUAGCAAUCAAAUACAAAUUCGAGUACAUUAUGCGGAGUUAUUACGACUUGGCUAUACCGGACAUUGUUCCAUACAUAGCCAUAUUACAGAUUCUGUACUACUCGCUGCUUCUGAUGACGACGGACCUGAACAACAGCGGGAACGUUGAUAUCGUCAUGUUCAUAACGUUUGACCUGGUCGGAUGGUACUUGUUGGGCAUGGCCUACAAUCAUAUAACAUGCCUGAUAAAGGUGGGUUCUGAGACGGGAUACAACACCUUCUUUUUCUACAAUCACUGCUGGGUUCACUUCACCUUGUUGAUGUACUGCACAUUGACGCUGAUGGUGGGGUAUACAUUCCUGCACAAAACAGCUCGUGAGGCUGCCGAGAUCGACUUGCUCAUCGACGAAUCGCAGCAAUACUCCAGUUACUAUCAGUCGAAACUGGAUCAGAUGUACAAGAAGAUGGUGGUGUCUAAAAAAUCUUCCAGCAAUGACAUUGACACGUUCGAGCAACUGAAGCAGAACAUGUAUUACUACGACAAUCUGCGCCAGGGUAUGAUCGAUGAGAUAGUCACCAAGUAUAUCUCAAUGUUCAUCUAUUCCAUGGUGUACUCCUGCUUGUGCUUCAAUGUCUUCAUGGUAUCCGUAUCACAGACAUACAACAAGAUACCGUACAUCCCAAAUAUUACAAACGAUAUGAGGGGCGAGAUGCAAUACACCGAGGACAAGCCUGCAAACAAUUGCAUCGGGAACCACGGGAACAUCAACAAGGUGCGCCUAUGGGAGGUAGCACCCUAUCUUUCCGAGUACGUACUCUACUCUCGCCGCAUCGUGACAUACAUCAUCGUUGCGGUGAACUGCAUCGUCUUGGCCUUGCUCAGCGAUGACGACAUGGUCAUACAAAGCGUUCUCCCCCUCUUCAGCAUCGGCGUGGUUUAUUACCGCACCGCCAACGUGCGCACCGUCUCCAACACCAUGGGUUGCUUCUUGAAGCCUGGCAUCUAUGACCCAAGUCUGGAUGUAAUCAUCAUGUCCCCAGCUAUGCUCAUCGCCCUGAUGGCAUUCUUCUAUGCAAGCUGCGGAUGGAUCUUCAAGUAG
This is a messenger RNA of Guillardia theta CCMP2712, 1296 nucleotides long. RefSeq lists its product as hypothetical. Bases 1 to 1296 code for a protein of 431 amino acids. The transcript has a single exon. NCBI's taxonomy places the organism in Eukaryota, Cryptophyceae, Pyrenomonadales, Geminigeraceae. The record is from RefSeq and is a predicted model, not a curated record.